AUGGCUCAGCUCAGCUUGCUAAGAAUCAGCACUGUCUUUCGUGUUAGAGUCAUGUCUAUUAUGGUGCACAUUAUCUUGGUAGAGUCAGUUGAACCAGUGGGCAGGAGAUACAAAGCCUGCAAGUCUAGAAAUUGUGAAAAUGGUCCACAGAUAAGCUACACUGUCCAGAUCAUAGAAGAAAAUUAUCCAGAUUGUUGUGGUUAUCCAGGCUCCUUUCCUGUUGAGUUGAAUAUAGGCAGCACCCCAUCAUUUUGUGCUUCCGAUACUCCGUACCACUCUUAUGCUGUUAUAGAAGAUGGAAAAAUGAGUAUGGGUUUUGGAUUGUUUUUGGCUUUCUUUUUGAUUUCUCAUGUCCUGCCUCUCUCGCUCUCGGCUGAAGAAGAUGGCAAAUCCACUGAUGCUACUUGCCCAGAGAGUUUUAAUUGUGGAAACCUUACUGGGGUACGCUUCCCUUUCUUCGAUUCGUCACAUUCUUCUCAUUGUGGCCUUCUCAAGCUCAACUGUGAGGCGAUGCAAUCUCCAACAAUUGUAUUUGACUUUACAGAAUAUCUAUGGGUUGAAGCUUUAGAUAUGCGCAACUCUGUGAUCAGGCUUCACGACUACAAGCUUGAGCAUCUUUUGGCUGUAAAAUCUUGCGAAUAUUUCGACUUUGGUGUUAUGCCUCUUCCGAACUAUUCUUCCAUUUCAUAUUCGAUUCUGCCAAAUAUUGCGCUCUACGGAUGCAAGAGAAGCCCCGAAACAAGCCAGAAGCUGGCUGAUUCUUUCAGCGGAUACAAACAAUAUGACAAUUGUGGUGAACCUAAUAAUGGCUUCAUCAUUUACUAUCAAAAUCCAGAACAUCACGCUCCACCAGUGAACCUCGGUGGAGACAUUCAAUCACUCUGUAAAAAUGUCACUCUUCCCGUAGUCUCCCGGCAUGAUUACUCAGAGAACGCCGACUUGUUUCAGUUAUUGACUGCUGAGUUCGAUCUUGAGUGGCAUCUCUCUGAAGAUUGCUCUAAUUGUCAACUUGAAGGACACGAGUGUCGGAUUGAAUGGAGUCAGAGCUGGGUUCCGCAUUGUGUCUAUCCUAAAAAAGGAAAGAAGAACUUGAAAGUCAUUCUGCCCAUAGUUUUACCUAUUAGUGCAUCCAUAGUUAUAGUCCUGGCGCUCCUUUUUAUUCGGCACCGCAAGAACAAGAUGAAUUUCGCCUCGUACUUCCUCUCAAGAAACACUUCAGAACCCUCCUCAAAUCUGGACCUUGAAGGUGGCAGCGUUUACUUUGGAGUGCCCGUCUUCUCCUACUCUGAACUUGAAGAAGCUACUAAUAGUUUUGAUGCCUCUAAAGAACUUGGAGACGGAGGUUUUGGAACUGUAUACUUUGGCAAGCUUCGCGAUGGAAGAGAAGUAGCAGUUAAGCGUCUUUAUGAGCACAACUUCAAGCGAAUGGAGCAAUUCAUGAAUGAAAUUCAAAUUCUAACCCGUCUGAGGCACCGGAAUCUUGUUACUCUAUAUGGCUGCACUUCUAGACGUUGUCGUGAACUCCUCCUUGUUUAUGAGUACAUUCCUAAUGGCACAGUUGCCGAUCAUCUCCAUGGUGAUAGAGCCAAGGAUAAGCACCUCACCUGGCAACACAGGAUGAAUGUUGCCAUUGAAACCGCUGAUGCGUUGGCCUAUCUCCACAAUUCAGAUAUUAUUCACCGUGAUGUGAAGACUAAUAACAUACUCCUUGAUCAUAACUUCUGUGUCAAAGUUGCAGAUUUUGGACUUUCCAGGCUGUUCCCAAAUGAUGUCAGUCAUAUCUCAACUGCUCCACAGGGGACUCCUGGGUACGUGGAUCCAGAGUAUCAUCAAUGCUACCAGCUUACCGAUAAAAGUGAUGUUUAUAGCUUUGGUGUCGUCCUCAUUGAGCUCAUAUCAUCAAUGCCAGCAGUCGACAUAAGCAGGCACAGGCAUGAGAUCAAUCUAGCUAACUUGGCAAUAAACAGGAUUCAGAAAUGUGCGUUUGAUGAGUUGAUUGAUCCAUCUCUUGAAUACAAAUCAGAUACCGAGGUUUGGAGGAUGACAACUUCAGUAGCAGAGUUAGCUUUCAGGUGUUUGCAGCUUGAGAAGGACAUGAGGCCGAAAAUGGAGGAGGUCGUGGAGACCUUGAAGGAGAUAAAGAAUUGCAAAGAUACUUCAAUUGAUAAGACAGAUGAGACUGAUGAAAAGGCUGUUGAGUCUAGAAAAGCAACAGUCGCUUCGCCAGAAUCAGAAGACAUUGUAUUGUUGAAGAAUGUAAAAUGUCCAUCUUCGCCGAAUUCCGUGGCUGAUGUAUGGGCUAGUAGCUCCUCUACUACUAGUGCUAGUAGAUGAGAUCCUUGCUCACUUUUCCUAGAACUUAAGUACACAUCAAUACACCCAUUUUCUGUGCUGCAAAUGAGCGAAUCAUAACACACACACACACUCUCUCUCUCUCUCUCGGCAUUUUGUAUUUGAUCCGCCGUCCCUUCUUUUCCAAACAUGUAUGAGAAAGUGAAAGAGCUAUAAGUGCAUACCAAUGUACAUAAAGAAAUGCAGCUGUCUUUUGAACUUUGAUUUCAUCUCAUGGAAUUUUCUGAAAUAAAUGAUCUCUUGGGG
This is a messenger RNA of Coffea arabica (coffee), 2598 nucleotides long. Lineage: Eukaryota; Viridiplantae; Streptophyta; Magnoliopsida; Gentianales; Rubiaceae. The record is from RefSeq and is a predicted model, not a curated record.